Molecule: messenger RNA, 339 nt
Organism: Ilex paraguariensis (yerba mate)
Lineage: Eukaryota; Viridiplantae; Streptophyta; Magnoliopsida; Aquifoliales; Aquifoliaceae
Source: the annotation of a GenBank genome assembly
AUGAAGAAUUUCCUUAUCGAUGCAUUUCGUACUGCUGCACAGUAUCAGGAUAUAAUCCUGAUCUCUAUCAAGUGGAAUAAUGGAAUGGAAAAAUGGAUGCCUGUGGACGAGGACGGAUACAAGUCAUGUGUUGCCCAUAUGUUGUGUUGGUGUCUGUUUUUUCGGGCUGAAUUCUAUAUUUUCUUUUGUUACAUAAACAGAACCACCUUUCAUUUUCUGUGCAUUUCUAUAUCUGCAGCUAUGAAAGAAUCUUUUGAGCAUGUUGGCUUUAUAGUUCAUCUGAUUACAAGCUUAAUUGGUACCAAUUAUGCAAAUAGUGCUCUGGGAUUUCACUUCUAG